Molecule: messenger RNA, 1350 nt
Organism: Oxyura jamaicensis (ruddy duck)
Lineage: Eukaryota; Metazoa; Chordata; Aves; Anseriformes; Anatidae
Gene: NEUROG2
Product: neurogenin 2
Exons: 1
Coding region: 38-682 (214 amino acids)
Molecular function (GO): protein dimerization activity
Source: RefSeq, a predicted model, not a curated record
CCUCCCCAAAAUCCUCCCUCCUCCCCCCCCCCGGAGGAUGCUGGUGAAGGCGGAGAGCCCCGCGCCGCCGGCGGAGGACGAGCUGCUGCUGCUGCGCCUCGCCUCGCCCGCCCCCUCGCUGCCGUCCAGCGCCGGCGACGAGGAGGAGGAGGAGGAGGAAGAGGAGGAGGAGGAGGAGGCGGCCUCCCCGGCGCGGCCCGGCUCGGCUCGGCCGUCGGGGCCGCGGCGAAGGGAGGCGAAGCGGCGGCCGGGGCGGUGCCGCACGGCGGAGGCGGCGCAGCGCCUCAAGCGGAGCCGGCGGCUGAAGGCCAACAACCGGGAGCGCAACCGCAUGCACCACCUGAACGCGGCGCUGGACGCCCUGCGCGACGUGCUGCCCACCUUCCCGGAGGACGCCAAGCUCACCAAGAUCGAGACGCUCCGCUUCGCCCACAACUACAUCUGGGCGCUCACCGAGACGCUGCGCCUGGCCGGGGCGGCGGCGGCCAGGGCCGGCCCCGACGGCGGGCUGGAGGCCAGCCCCUCGCCGGCCUCGUCGUGCAGCCCGGCGCCCUCCGCCUCCCCGUACGCCUGCACUUUAUCGCCAGCCAGCCCCGACGGCUCCGCGUCGGACGCCGAGCACUGGGGGCCCCCCCGGGGCCGCUUCGUGCCGCCGCCGCCGCCUCCCCGCCGCCGCCUCUAGCCCCGCCGCCCGCAGCCCCUUCCCCAGAUUUUCUGCCCCCCUGCGUCCCAAGUUUUCUCUGCCCCCACCUCCGACGUUGCACUUUGUCCGCUCUCCCAGCUCCCGGGCCUUUUGUGUGUCCCCCCCGCCUUCCCUGCCGCUCCCCGUUUCGCCAGCUGUCUCCUGUGAUUUACGAGGUUUGGGGUGGGGGGGUGGGGGUCCAGAGAGAGAGAGGAAAAAAAAGUGGUGUUGUUAGGGGGCCAGGUUAGAAGUCAUUGUAUAAUUUGUAGGCUUUGUGAGGGCUGAAUGCAAGCGUGGAAAUUUAGGCUGAACUCUCUAUCAAAAGGGAAAAAAAAAAAAAAAAAAAAACGUCGAGGGAAAAGGGGGGCGUGAAUCGGGAGGGAGGGCUCCUCAUGCAUUAUUUAUUUCGACCUUUAGGGGACGAGGAACUCCCCCCUUCUUUCAGGAGAUUAAAAAUAAAUCAACAGACUGAAAACCUAAACAGACACGGAACAUUACAGCGAUCAGCCACACACGUGUUCACAUUUAUUUAUUAUAAAGAAAGAUUUCAUGGAAAAUAUGUAUUUUUUUGUAUAAUUUACAGAGUUUAUUCUAGUAUGUAUUUACAGCUGAAGAGCAAAGGGACUGUUCUCGUCAUAAAAUAUAAAUAAAAUAUCUAAUUUUCAUAA